AUGACAGCCCCCCCCGUCGGUGCGGACGAAACAACUUGCAGGUCAAACCCCCCGCCCGCCGUUGCCUCAGCACCGACUUGCUCCUCCGACGCGCCCACCAGGCCCAGGGGCGACGCGAGAUCGCAAGGGGGAUGGCUUGGAGGGCCCGGCGGGCCCGGCGGUAUGGCGACAAAGGUGCGGAGGCGGGUGCUGGCGCUGGUACGGGACCUCGGCAGGUUUUGGCUUCCUACCGUCAGGACAGUACGCAGAUGGUGCCUGGGCUGGCCUCUCAGUGUAGGGGGUUCCCGACCGGGUGGACUGAAGCGCGGGCAUUGCGGGAGGAGGCGUCGCAUAGGCGAGGGUGGUUUUAUACGCGUGCGCAGGCAUGGCAAAACACCUGCUCGACGGGGGGAGAGGGCGGCUGCGGAGCGCAGGCGGAGGCGCCGUGUGACCCCUGGCUCACCCCGGCGCCGGCACAGACACAGGAAAUUCUUGGUGCCUAUACAGCUGCUGCCCUUGCUGCUAGUUCUGGUGAUGCCAAGGCUAUCCCUGAGCCUGAAUCAGGCCAUUGCUGUUGAAACGGUGCCGACCAGCCGCUUUCCAGCGAUUGUCAGCAUCAGAGGCAGGGCCCAGCAGCACGUUUGCACAGGAGCUGCUAUUGCCAGGUGGCACGUGCUUACAGCUGCUCAUUGCAUUGAUCGGGCAGGACACAAUCUUCUGAUAGCGUUUGGUCAAGUUGUGGCUAAUAGCAGCUGGCAUCCAACUGGGGUAAAGGGCAUCACAGAAGAAACUGAGGUACAUCCCAGGAAAGGAUGCCCGAUGCUAAAACAGAAGCAGCCAAAGCCUGUUGGAGCUACGUGUAGAAAAGCAGCACGUGCACCCCCAGUGGAACGGAAACUGUACCGAGGGCUUCGACGUUGCUCUGCUUGA
Messenger RNA from Ostreobium quekettii, 909 nucleotides. Lineage: Eukaryota; Viridiplantae; Chlorophyta; Ulvophyceae; Bryopsidales; Ostreobiaceae. The record is from the annotation of a GenBank genome assembly.